Molecule: messenger RNA, 1267 nt
Organism: Drosophila navojoa
Lineage: Eukaryota; Metazoa; Arthropoda; Insecta; Diptera; Drosophilidae
Biological process (GO): sodium ion transport
Cellular component (GO): membrane
Molecular function (GO): sodium channel activity
Source: RefSeq, a predicted model, not a curated record
UAUACAUACACAUCAAUAUUCAACAAUUUGUGUCAUAAAAGCCUCCAUUCAACAAGUGACACGCACCUACGACCUUGAGAUCAAGACUCUUUGGCCCUAACUUAGCUGAAAAAUGCAUUGAUUAUUAACACAAAGCCUAAGCCAAUGUGGAAUGUUUUCCAAAUGAGCUUGAUUAGUAAACAAAUGAAUUGAGCGUGAAACCAAUUUUCGGCAUUUGCAUAAAAAUUAUAUCAAUUUCUACACAAAAGUUGCUCAAAUGUAAAUACGAGUGUUGAUAUGAGCUACCUUAGCUAUGCCUAGCCUUGCAGCGUAAAACCAAAUCUAUGUUUUAUUAUACCUCAAAUCAUGUUUUUACAUUGUAAUUGAAUAUGCAUGCAUGAAAACAAUUCAAGCUACAAGAGAAUACUAUUAGAGACUGGCUCCUUGUGGGAGUGGGAGGAGUUCCUAAUGGAUAGGACGCAUCAUUACAGAGUCGAUGGGCGAUGGCGAAGCUAUUUAAAAGCCGACGUGUCACAUGCUGAAGCACCAGUGCAAUAUGGCAAGGCACACCGAGGACUCGCAGCAACAGCAGGACAUAAGGCAGAAGGAGAAACAGGAGCAGGAUGAGGCGAUUGAUUGGUGGAUGGAAGUGUGCAAGGAAUCGGCCAUACAUGGAAUGCCAUAUCUCGCCCGCAAGGAUCUCCACUUCCUCGAGCGCCUCUUCUGGCUGGUCAUGAUCAUAGCAUCCACCUACUAUGCGGUCAACAGCUGCAUCGCCCAAUGGCAGCGAUACAAGGAUAAUCCCAUCAUCUACGAAUAUGAGUAUAUGUUUGCCUUGCGCUCGUUUCCCUACGCAGGCGCCACAGUCUGUACGCACUAUUAUCAGCUGCCCUCCAGUAUAACCCACAAAUUGGUCAUUGACAUUUGGGAGAGCGACUCGUCUGAGAUCAGUGAAACCGGGAUUGACGACGAAAGCAUGCAAUAUUACGUCAAAUUUUUGGAUGUCUUGCAUCGCCUGCAAUACGACAACUUGGAGACAUUGAUACCCUAUGAAAAUGAUACGACUCUGCAGAACUUGCCCUAUGCCCGGAUUUCGAGGAAACUGUUGAAGAACACCUUACCCAAGCAGCGGGAGGUGCCCGAACUGGUGCCCAGCCUAACCGAAAUGGGCCUCUGCCUGACGACGAGCCAGCUGGCCAGCUUUGGCUUUACCCUUAAGAAACACUUAGAGCAAGUAUAAUGUAUACUAAUAAGGAGAUAUAUCCUUCAUCUAUAUUAUUCAUUCAUC